This is a messenger RNA of Danio rerio (zebrafish), 1873 nucleotides long. Lineage: Eukaryota; Metazoa; Chordata; Actinopteri; Cypriniformes; Danionidae. The record is from RefSeq and is a predicted model, not a curated record.
AACUUGUACUUCAAUGAGGUGCGGCCAGUAAUGCUGCAAGAAAACCGCACCGGCGAUGAUGUGGCAGUUGAUUCAUUUUUUGUGUCAAGUAGUGGGAGAUCGAUUUAUAAUCCCUCCAACGACUUAAAAAGACUACAUGACAAAUACAGUCUUCCCAGUGUGACGUGUGGCGAUGCCCAGAGAGCAUUUGAGGCAGCAGCACAAAACCUGUCAGAAGUGGAGAGAAAUGUGGCAGCUGAAAGGAACUACAUGAGGAGAACGUCUUCAGAUCCGUUUCUGGCUCUAAGUGUGCUAGAUCAGCUCGCUGGGAAAACACCACAAAGGUCCAGUAGAGCUUCCUGCUGUGAGACAAGGGUGGACGAACAGACGGCCUACAAAACUCUUGAGCAGUUCUGUCCAGUGACUCUGGAGGGGCCUCCUCCAAAAAGGGCACGCAGGACUGAGCUGUGUGGCUCAGAACAUGAGAGGCACUGCUAUGACCGCUGGCGUAGCGAGCAGCUCAAGCUGCGUGAACAGCAUGCUCUCGAACACUUUACUGGACAGCAGCCAUCAGAGUCCAAAAUAAGCCGCUGGAUGGACAAACAAGGGUGGACGUCAAACGUCCCACAGGCUGCAGUGGUUCUGAAGCAGUGGAAGCCUGUUGCCAGGUUGGACUUGGUUAUCGACAGCAGCUUUGUGAAAAAAAUGAUUUUGUCUCAACGCUGGAAAGGACUGACUGUCAGGCCCGUCCCUGACAAGGGCGAUGGUGUUUUCACCAAAAGACCCUUUCAGAUCGGGGAGGUUGUCUGUGAAUACCACGGCAAGCUGGUUAGCCAUGAAGAUGGGAUGGCAAUAGCUUCGACAAGCAGCAUCAGAGCUGGCCAUUUGUUUUUUUAUAGGAACAAGCAACAUGAAGCCAUGUGCAUUGACGCACAUGAAGAAAGUUGCCAGUGCCAUCCCAUGAAGUUCAAUUAUGGACGCCUGAUCCGUCACUCCAGCAAAAGAGCCAAUAUCCGGCCCAGGCUGUAUGUCCUUAAUGAUAGAGACAUCAUUCUCUUCAUUGCUACAAAAUACAUUUCGAGUGAUGAGGAGUUACUCUAUGAUUAUGGCUCAAAGAGGAGAUCUUUUGCCGGGAAAGGGCUGGAAUUGGACUGGAUGUAAAACAACAUCUUUCCAUCCCCCAUACUGACUCACUUCUAACAUGUCCAACUCCAAGUUUCCACCUGUGGCCAUAUUCUCUUCUCAGUGAUGGACAACCAUCACUGCUCCUCUCACCCUGUACCCAGUACUCUUUCUGCACUGCCAAGCAACAACAUUGCUCUCCAAAUAGAGACUUGGUUGUAAUAGGUUGAAUGAGUGGGCCUUACAAACCAUUCACCUUUACUUCCAGAGAAUUGUAUUUUCUCUUGUCUUUUGCUCUUUUUUUUCAUAAGUUUUCUUUAUGCAAUAGUGAGAGUGUGAGUAGGCUACUCCAUAUUCUCUCCUCUCUCUCAGGAUUCUGUACAACACAUGUGGAAUUACAGCCUGGUAAGUACGCUCAAACUGCGCUUAACCCUCCCUUACACCCAUCUUUAAGUUUCAACCAAAUUAUUGUGCACUUUCUGGUUGUCGUCUUCUUUUUGUUUCAGAUUACCAAGGCUUUUAUGGUCAGCAGACAUGCACCUCACUGCUGAGAAUUAACCUGGCAUCUUAAUUCUUCAUUACCUAUGUUGUCUCUAUGUUGUUUGAUUAAUGUUCAGAUUUUGUUCAUUUGGUUGCACUUGUAUGUACUGGAAGUUGUUUAUUUUCUUUAGUGUUGUUAUUACUUGAUAUUACUAUUAUAUAUACAGUCUUCUAAUGUGCUGUUAUUUCACAUUCUUAUUAAAAAGUUGCAGAAAUGACCCAGAAUCACACA